ACACCCACAACAGAAAGCUUCACAGAAGAAUUCACUCAAGAAUUUAUUGAUGAGUUCUGUGAUGACACUAAAAAUAAUCGUCGAGAUGAGCUCUUUGAUAAAAUAUUUGGGCAGAGCUCAACAUCCACGCCUCGAAGAAGUAUUUACAGAGAUCGUGAAGCAGACCAUCAACGUCUCGUGAAUGAUUAUUUUUCACCGAAUCCAGUAUAUCCAGAAGAAAUAUUUCGACGAAGAUUUCGUAUGGGAAGACAUGUCUUUCUUCGUAUUGUGGAUGCUGUCUCAAAUUUUGAUCCAUACUUUCAACAAAGAUUUGAUGCAGCGGGAAGAAAAGGUUUAUCACCUUUACAAAAGUGUACUGCAGCUAUGCGUAUGUUGGCUUAUGGUAUAUCUGCUGAUGCUGUUGAUGAUUACGUUCGUAUUGGAGAGAGUACUGCAGUUGAAGCCUUGAAAAAAUUCGUCUCUAAUAUAAUUACGUUAUUUGAAGGUGAAUACUUACGAAAACCGAACGAAAAUGACGUGCAACGUCUAUUACAAAUGGGUGAGGCUCGUGGCUUUCCUGGUAUGAUGGGGAGUAUUGAUUGCAUGCACUGGCAAUGGAAAAAUUGUCCAAAAGCAUGGAAGGGAAUGUUCAUGAGUGGUCACAAAGGAGUUGCAACAAUUAUCCUAGAAGCGGUUGCUUCAUCCGAUCUAUGGAUAUGGCACGCAUUUUUUGGAGUUGCUGGAUCAAAUAAUGACAUAAAUGUUUUAGAUCGGUCACCAAUAUUUGACGAAAUGCUGCAAGGUCGUGCUCCAGAGGUAGAUUAUACUAUCAAUGGAAAUAAUUAUAAUGUGGGAUAUUACUUGACAGAUGGAAUAUAUCCUGAAUGGGCAACAUUUGUUAAAACAAUACCACGUCCACAAGGUGAGAAAAGAAAAUUAUUUUCAAAAUUUCAAGAAAGUCAGCGAAAAGACGUUGAGCGGGCAUUUGGUGUGUUACAAUCCCGUUUCGCAAUUGUACGUGGUCCGGCACGCUUUUGGGACAAAGAAGAUCUUGGAAGAAUCAUGAGAGCAUGCAUCAUAAUACAUAAUAUGAUUGUUGAAGACGAGAGAGACACGUACGCCACUCAAUUUGGUCCCCUGCCAACUUACGAUGAUGCAAUAAAUGGUUUAUCACAACCAAACCUAGGCGAAGAACCUUUUAUCGCAUACGAAACGUAUAUUCAAAACACUAUACAGAUGCGUGAUAAACGGGCACAUCGUCAGCUACAAAAUGAUUUGGUUGAGCAUAUUUCCCAGUUCGCUAAUAAUCGUUAAUUUCUAUUUUGUA
This is a messenger RNA of Daucus carota subsp. sativus, 1306 nucleotides long. RefSeq lists its product as uncharacterized. The transcript has a single exon. The record is from RefSeq and is a predicted model, not a curated record. Bases 241 to 1293 code for a protein of 350 amino acids. NCBI's taxonomy places the organism in Eukaryota, Viridiplantae, Streptophyta, Magnoliopsida, Apiales, Apiaceae.